UAAUUUUCGUACUGAUUGGAUAUAUGUACAUAUUACAUAUUAAGGUAUAUGUAUGUACGCAUUCGAAAGAACUGCUUAUGCCUUUUUUUUCAACAUCAUUGUAUUUAUUACCAAAACGGCUUUAUGUACUACGCAAACAGCUGAUUGCUGGAUCACCUACAUUUCUUGCAACUUUCAGCUGACGCGACCAAAGUAGCAAAACGCGUUUGUUAUCAGUAAAAAACUCAAGUGCAUUGACACUUGAUUAGUUUCCAAUUGCUGGUGCAAUGAUUAGCGAUGAUGGUGUGCUUCAGAUAGAACUAGAUAAUCUAGAGAACGGCGAAAUUAUAAAACACACGUUACUACUAAUUAAGGGGCACAUUCGUCAAAAGCGACAGGCAAACAAGUGUAGAGAACAACAAAUUUAUUUACAAGUCAAGCGAGGCGACGCAACGUGGGAGUUGCAGCUACAAUCAAACAUUUCCAGAACUGGGCAGUUCAAACUACUUUGUGAUUUCGGUCAACUUGAAGUGGAGACAGCCAACACGCGUAUACCAUUGCAACUAAAGUUUAGCUACUGCAACAUUGUGCGUCAAUGUGAAAUCUUGUAUGAAACUAGCGCUUACUGCAAAACCGACUAUCGUCUGCAAUCAUUGUAUAUCACAUGUUGCAAUCAGCAGCCUACACCGUCGCAAGUGCUUGAAAAUUGCGAAAAAAUCAAUUUGAAUCUACGCUUGGUGCAGUGCGUAUAUGCCGAACAGUUGCGGUCUGCUGGUUACGAUAGAAGUACUUAUACCCUGAAUAGCGAUUGCAAAAUAUUUGAAACACGCUUAACAUGUGAAGAAGUGUGGGAGCAGUCUGAAGAAAGUUUAUGGCAAAAUUUUGCCAAAGAAAUACUCAACUCAACCACUUGGGGUGGUGAGGAUAAAUUGAAAUUUGUUGCAUUCAUCGGUUGUACAAAAUACGAUGGUGCAGCAGUAGCGGCAACAGGAGAUUUCUCUUACACAAACAUACGCAAACAUUUAAAGGGCCACGCCGCACUGGGUGGUGGUGGUCUAGCGCUUUUCGGUGCCGCAUAUUUAUAUGCAUGGCCACAGCGCUUCGAUGAAAUCAAUGCAUGUUUUGGCAGCAACAAAUUGGUUGAUCUCACACAACUACCAGAUGACAGCAACUAUCGGCGUACAUAUGGUGGUGUUUAUGCAACUACUUUAGGUGCUGUGGUGCAUGAAAUUGGACACACCUUUGACUUGGGUCAUACGAAAGAUGGUGUGAUGGGCAAUGGUUUCGAUUAUAUUAAUCGUGUUUUUACAAUAGACAAUUUGACUGAAAAUCUUCCAGAGCGUGUCAUACAGGUGCCAGCGCCGGUAUUAAGUACCCAAACCGUGGCGGGUCCGCGUGUUACACAGCUCAAACGUACCCCAAAUACAUUUCUGGAAAAAUAUCACGAACAAAAGACAAAUGACUCAUUUUAUUUUACGCGAAAUUGUGUAAUUAUUUUAGCACAUAACAAAUGGUUUGGAUAUUCGCAUGGUCCUGCCGCUGUGCAGCAUACGGAUAGUGCACUUAUAAAAUAUGAUUCCAUUAAUGGCUGUGUGCUUAGUGAAGCUCAUGGUAAUCCACUGUGUCUGAUUGAGGUGCGUAGCGUUGACAACAGUUUGGUAAAAUACUGGUAUGAGCCGCAGUCUAACCAAGAGUCCGACGAAAUUUAUAAAUUCCACUUGCCAAAGGAAGCACUCCAAGCGCUCGAAAAGCAUCACUAUUUGUUCGUGCUUACACGAUCGGGCGCAGCGAAGCGUUUGUGCGAGCAUUGAUAUUAUACAUUACUAUUUUAAGAUUUGAAGUGUGCACUGUGUUUCGAAAAUGUCCAAAAAUGAAUGUGUCACCGAAAUAAACAUAAAACUAAACUCAAAUGAAUUUGCAAGAAUUCAGCAUUUGUUUACAUUGAAGAAAAGUGCAGUGGCUUGCACAUUACUGUAGCGGUUCCUUGAAAGCGUUAUUAUGAAUAAAAAAAUAUAUAUAAUAAUUUAUGGUAAACAAAUCGUUAAUCAGCGUCACAAUAUCAAUACUCACAAGCCUACCCACUCAUUUACAGCAAUAUAAGUAUAAAUAUCACGAAAAUAGUAAUCAGUGCUAUAAAAAUACGUUUGUGUACAACAAUUACAACAAAAAUAGUUGUUGGUUUAACCGUAGUGUAGUGUAGCUCCACUCAAAAGUAAUCGCAAAAACAAGAGAGUAGACUUUCUUUGGAAACCUUGAAGCAAUAAAUAAACGCGUUAAUUGUGUGUUAGCGCUUAAUACACCGUAGCUCAUUUGUUAGUUGUCGUCUUGACGUCGUCAAAGUCACACUCACGUAAGCAGGUUAUUGCCGAGCCACGUU
Molecule: messenger RNA, 2356 nt
Organism: Zeugodacus cucurbitae (melon fly)
Lineage: Eukaryota; Metazoa; Arthropoda; Insecta; Diptera; Tephritidae
Exons: 2
Coding region: 267-1790 (507 amino acids)
Source: RefSeq, a predicted model, not a curated record